AUGUUUUAUAUCACCCCUCUUGGCAGACCCCAGGCAGGAGAACUACUUCUUGGUAUCGCCGUGCAGCUCAUCUUUAACCUCGGGGCAAACAGAAUACAAACCCCAAAUGAGAUACACAGGACAGACCCGCGUAGCCAACAUCUCCGAGCUUUGUUCUGGCAUUGCUAUGCCAUCGACAAAGAAUUCUCUAUCAGAAAAUCCCAGCCACCCUUGAUAAACGACGCCGAUUGCGAUCUAGACCUGCCUACAACAUACGCCCAGAAAACCUCAGCACGCCACUUCUACAUGAAGCCCUUGUCGUCCAAGGAACUUCUUUUCCCCUCAGACCUCCGCUUUUCUCUACUCAAGUCCAAGAUCUUCCGGUUGCUUUAUUCAGUGCACAGUCAGACACUACCGGAAGCUAGACGUCUUCAGCAUAUUCGUGAACUGGACCAAGAACUGAGCGACUUGAAGCUGGGCUAUCCCGUUGACUGCCGGCCGGAACUCUUCGCCACCGAGGACGCACCGGACUAUCUAUUCCAUGAUCUCAGUAUGCGUGGUGUGAAUAUCCAUUUGGAAUAUUACUAUUGUCUCGGAAAGAUCCACGGGGCUAGUAGCUCUUGCAAGAUACCUUCUCCGCAAAGCUGGUCGCCUCUCCCAUCUAGUGCAGAGCUAUGCUUUGAGGCUGCAAGGUCUUCGCUGAUCUACAUCUGGCGAGUCCGCCAAUUCGUCAAUGAUCAUACGUUCUGGAUUCAUGCUCAGUUUCUCCUCACGGCUGUUCUCUCGGUCUUCUGGUAUCUCAUCACGGUUCCAACUUCAUCUACUUUUACCAGAGACCUCAAGACCUUGGAGGAUAUUGCUGAACUCUUGGCUCAUCUCAAUAAACCGAAGGAAGAUGGGCAGACUUUCCCGCCAUUUUAUUUGACGCAUGCUUUUGUUGAGAGGUUGAUCUCGCUAGCGCAGCGUUCGAGACCUAAAGUUGCAGGCACAUGA
Penicillium griseofulvum is the source of this 972-nucleotide messenger RNA. Its product is annotated as fungal specific transcription factor domain-containing protein. Lineage: Eukaryota; Fungi; Ascomycota; Eurotiomycetes; Eurotiales; Aspergillaceae. Gene Ontology annotation, molecular function: DNA binding; zinc ion binding. Gene Ontology annotation, biological process: DNA-templated transcription. The transcript has 2 exons. Bases 1 to 972 code for a protein of 323 amino acids. The record is from RefSeq and is a predicted model, not a curated record.